Molecule: messenger RNA, 2296 nt
Organism: Pyricularia oryzae 70-15
Lineage: Eukaryota; Fungi; Ascomycota; Sordariomycetes; Magnaporthales; Pyriculariaceae
Product: GTP cyclohydrolase II
Exons: 18
Coding region: 465-2006 (513 amino acids)
Biological process (GO): riboflavin biosynthetic process
Molecular function (GO): GTP cyclohydrolase II activity
Source: RefSeq, a predicted model, not a curated record
ACAAGGUUGAGCUGAAGAAGCUACCAAUAAGAUAGGAGAGUGUUCCGGGAUUGGGCACCUGGCUCCUACCGGGACUUUUUGCUUAGCCAUCCGCUCUUGCAUCCGCUACACCACCUCUUUCCUCAACAGCCUAUGGUUUUGUUGGUUUUGUCCAAGCCCGCCAUUGGAACCGGUCGUCUAAUUUCACCUGUACAGGUAGCUGGUAGUUCAUCUCUCCCUGCUCGAGGUACUCCAACUAUCCACCAACAGGCGGUAACAUCAAAACAUUUCCCAACCGGGUCUUGUCGUUUCAAAAUAUCGCAAUUCAAGUCACCUGCUACGUCCUCUUACUUUGAACAGUAACAAGCUUUCUGCACCGCUUCCCUCAAAUUUCUGUUUAACCCUACGUUUUCCACAUCUGCCGGUCAAUCAUCCUCGCUAAUCCAAGAUCAUCACCUUCUUUGUUUUUAUACCGCCUUUUCAACAUGGCAACCAGUAGUGGCAAUACGGCGUCUGGUGCCACCAACGAUCAGAUCAUGGCAGCCCUCAAGCAAAUGCAAGAGGAACAGACUCGUCUUCUUUCUAUGCUGUCUCAGGGUGAACGUCAAGGCCUGCUGUCGUCUACCGGUACUGCCGGAUCAGGGCUCGAUUCGUCUGAGAGUGAUCUUACCGCCAGUCCGGGACUGACUGGGACUUCGUCGGCCGUGCCUGCGGAUGAGGCCGCCGAACGUGAUAGCACCUCACCCUCGACUUCAGGAACAAAGUCUAACUUUACGUCUCGUAUCGUGUUGACCACCUACCCGAAGCAAAUCGGCAUCAACCCCUUGCCCAUGAAAUGGGGAGCCCCCGAUGCUGUCCAGAGAGGACCAGUUGUUGUCCAGAGAGGACCAAGCACUAUCCGUAGACGGAACGCUAUUGGAGCUCACGGUGGAGGCUACUCUAUAUACUACGCGCUGGCUCUUGCGAGCCAAGAGCUCAAGGCGGACCACAGGCCUGACUUUACCAACACUGAGCCGGCCGCCGAGAUUGGGCCUUUCCCGCAAUGGGGGGACCCGAAGAAGAUCGUGGCAAUGGAUCCAUGGGGUCAUAUUGCUCCGUUUCUGUUCAAGGACGUUAUCAACAAAGAAAACGUCGAUAUCCGGCCAACUAUUGCGAUAACAAAAGCUCACAUGAAGCUUCCUGAGCUGGAGGAGAGCGUUCGCAGUGGUAGAUUGGUUCCGGAUGGCAAGGUCUGCAUAAAUGCUCAAGGAGAGCUUGCAGUCACUAAGUUUGCCGUUGAGCCUGUGUGGUAUCUCCCCGGCGUCGCAGAGCGCUUUGGCCUAGACGAGGGAACCUUGAGGCGCUCCUUGUUUGAGCACACCGGCGGCAGCUAUCCUGAGCUUAUCACACGAGGCGACAUCAAGGUUUUCCUGCCACCAAUCGGUGGACUUACCGUCUAUUGCUUCGGAGAUCCUGCCAAGAUGUCAGACCCAAAUUCCCGGCUGGCGCUUCGGAUUCACGAUGAGUGCAACGGAAGCGAUGUUUUUGGUUCAGAUAUUUGCACUUGCAGACCUUACCUUAUCUUCGGCAUUGAAGAGGCAGUGAAAGAGGCACAGAAUGGAGGCAGUGGUGUCGUCAUCUACUUCCGUAAAGAAGGGAGAGCUUUGGGAGAAGUCACAAAGUAUCUUGUGUACAAUGCGCGCAAGCGUGGUGAGGAUCGGGCUUCGGACUACUUCAAGAGGACCGAAAACGUAGCCGGAGUCAAGGAUAUGCGUUUCCAGGCUCUCAUGCCGGAUAUUUUGCACUGGUUGGGCAUCACUAAAAUCGACAGGAUGCUCAGCAUGAGCAACAUGAAGCACGAUGCCAUUGUUGGGCAGGGAAUCCCCAUUCACGAAAGAGUCGAGCUUCCCGAGUCCUGGAUCCCGGCAGACUCCCGUGUUGAGAUUGACGCAAAGAUCACAGCUGGAUACUUUACAACCGGGCACCGCAUGACGGAAUCGGAGCUUGCUUCUGUACAGGGCAGACUGUGGGAAGAUGUCGACCACUGAUUGGAAGAUGAGAAACCGGGAACGAGCCCCCGAAAGCACAAGUUGAGCGCUGGAAACUUCCAAGGCCAUUAGACCUUUGUCUGGUCUUGUCAAUCACAGUCAAAAAAAAGUAUUCAGCUCAUAUAGUUGCGAGGGCGACGCAAUCGCGAUGUUCUGACCAAUGUGCACCAGGCACGCAAGCAUGCAGAUUAGCGAUGUGACCGAGGCUGACUUAGUUAGGAUGUUAAUCAAAACGGACCGCCUUAAUCAUCCAUCCAUGAAGUUUUUAGUUACCUAACCUUUGACAAAUA